This is a messenger RNA of Ostertagia ostertagi, 282 nucleotides long. Lineage: Eukaryota; Metazoa; Nematoda; Chromadorea; Rhabditida; Trichostrongylidae. The record is from the annotation of a GenBank genome assembly.
AUGUUUGACAAUGAUUCCACUGCAAAUGAGUUUGACCCAUUAUGCGCUCAGUAUGAAACGUACACUAUCGCACGAUUCGUCUUCAUCACACUGGCAACGGUGAUCGCAUGCCUUGGCACAGCAGCAAAUCUCUUACUUAUACAUAUAUUUUCUUUUAAGAAGGCGGCAUCAACGCCAGCAACGUUGUAUCCGACGAUUUUGGCCUUUCUCGAUUUCGCCAUUUGCCUCGAAUAUUUACUGCUGUUCGGUGUCGAUGCAGUCGUCAGCUUUGUAAAGGUUGAG